This is a messenger RNA of Corticium candelabrum, 603 nucleotides long. Its product is annotated as acylphosphatase-2-like. The record is from RefSeq and is a predicted model, not a curated record. NCBI's taxonomy places the organism in Eukaryota, Metazoa, Porifera, Homoscleromorpha, Homosclerophorida, Plakinidae. Gene Ontology annotation, molecular function: acylphosphatase activity. Bases 91 to 522 code for a protein of 143 amino acids. The transcript is spliced from 4 exons.
UUCCCGUAUGCUUGCUAGAUGGCCGAAAGGUCACUGAAUUUUGCGUGCCGUCUUUGUGGUAAAAGUUAGAUUCAUUUGCGUGUAAAUGUUAUGGCCACUGCAAGCUCACUGUCGACGUCCCAUACAGCGCCGUUGAGAACAGUAAACUUCGAAGUUUUUGGAAGAGUUCAAGGUGUCUUCUUCAGAAAGUAUACUCGUGACAACAGUUUGAAACUAAAUCUAGUUGGCUGGGUGAAGAACACUGAGAGAGGAACAGUUGUUGGCACUCUACAAGGAAAGCACAACCAACUUCGAAAAAUGAAAACGUGGUUACAAUUCACCGGUAGCCCUAAAUCUUGUAUAGAUCAAUGCAACUUUACUGAUGAGAGAGACAUACAAAAACUAGAAUAUGAUGACUUUACUAUAGUAAGGGAAGACACAAGAAUGCCAAAGAAAGUGACGGGAACAAGGGAAAAACCCAGCAAAACACAAAAGCUGCCAUCUGUUGCUGAAAGGAAACACAGGACAAAGAAGAAUACCUGAAGAUGAUCAUAUGCAGUGACACAUAGAUCAUACAUACGAUAAAGAUUUAUGCACCAUCAAUUCCACAGACAAACAUACGUA